CUGGCAUCUAUCCUAGGGGUAAUCCACACGGUGCAUGCUUAAUUAUCCAACAAGGAAGUUCAGGACAAUUUAUAUAUGUACAUCAACUUAACGUUAUAAUUCGUCGGCCAAUCAGACUACCGAGUUACUUACGAGGAGAUAAAUUAUCAUUUAAUUCUUCAGUAUGAUAUUACGUUUCAUUUCUUUUCAUCUUUCUCAUAAUUUUGUACUACACCGAUGAGCAAAUUGCUCGAUAAUGUUUUGAAGUUUGUCUAAACAUGGAAGGCUUCGUUGAUGCGAAUGAAUCGUAAUCGUCGUUGAAUACUGCUUCGUCCUUGUCAUAAAAAAAGGAAACGGAGAAAACUGAACUGUUAUACAAAAUUCCGAACAUCUUCGUAGAUCGUUCAAAAAAUAUUUUUUGUCGGAAAUUAAGACACCUACCCUGUCGUGAAAUUGGUGGUUGUUAAUUCGCAAACCUAACCUACAAUACAGUCGCUCAAAGAGAGGAAAAUGCCAUUGAAAAAAGAUUUGCGACUUCUGUUGAAGCCGUACUAUUUUAUAAACAUUUUGCUGAGCUUUUCCUACAUCGUCUCCAAACGCGUUCCAAUUGUGUGUAAUUAUGUGUUCGCACAAGCUGAGUGUGAGCUUGAUGGGAGGGAGACGGAAAUUCUCUUUUUCCUCAUGAUAGUCAUAAUGAUAAGAACAAGGAAAACUGGAAGCGUAACUAUGAUAAGCUACUUAUCAUCCAGCUUUGUGUAUACUAAGGUUGCCAAUCUCAUCCUUUGGUUUUAUGCAGACAUUCGUAUGGGAAUAAUAUUUGCCAUUAUAUUUAUCCUAUGCGGUCUGGUGUUUCCUGAGCCAACAUAUCAAGGACCAGAGAAAGUGACCUAUUUGCGUGGAGCGAAUGGAUUACAGGAGGAAUUGCACCGCGAUACGAGAGUCGUUUGGUUGAUUGCGUUCUACACAGCCUGGAAUCCAGCUUGUGUCAACUUCGCGCCAAUAUUCUCUGAGCUUUCGGCAGAAUACGCUUUAGAGAACUUGAAAUUUGGAAAAGUAGACAUAGGAAGAUAUCCAGAUGCUGCAAUAAAGUAUCACAUUAGUGACGCUAGCACUAGUAAACAGCUGCCCACCUUGAUUUUAUUUAAAGAAGGUAAAGAGAUAGAGAGACGUCCAUACACGGAUCAUAAAGGCAAAUUAGUUAAAUUCCUUUUUUCACUGGAUAAUAUAAAGGCAGCUUUCGAUCUGAACAAUGUUCAUAAAGAUUGUAAAAAGAAUCCGAUCAAGAGGAAAGAGAAGAAAGCAGUGAAAGCAGAGUGAGCUAAUCGGCGUUUCUGAAAAUUUGUUGAAACUGAUGUCAUAGCACUGCCAAUGAUUUCAAAUGAAAAUUACUUCUACUAUGUAGAAUAAUGGACGUUUAGUGUUACGCGCAAAUUUUCAUUUAUAGUGAAACUGCAAAAGAUUUGUAAAUAUUCAUUAUAGUUUCUAUCAUUAUGCGUAUUUUGUGCACCACUGUGUUCCAUUUGUGGAUUGAAUAUUAACUUAAGACGGUAAUUUAUUAAAAGAAAAGUUGUUGUUACAGUCAUUAAAAUUGAAUAACACAUAAAGUGCCACAUGCAUAAAUAUAUAAAUAAAAACCAAAGCGGAGCUUCUAGUUAAGUUGUAUAUAAAUCAUGCAACGUUGCAGUUUCAUUGAAUAAACGGUUGUUGAAAUAUA
Messenger RNA from Frieseomelitta varia, 1693 nucleotides. Its product is annotated as thioredoxin-related transmembrane protein 2 homolog. The transcript has 5 exons. The coding region runs from base 490 to 1296 and encodes 268 amino acids. NCBI's taxonomy places the organism in Eukaryota, Metazoa, Arthropoda, Insecta, Hymenoptera, Apidae. Gene Ontology annotation, molecular function: disulfide oxidoreductase activity. The record is from RefSeq and is a predicted model, not a curated record. Gene Ontology annotation, cellular component: membrane-bounded organelle.